This is a messenger RNA of Phytophthora sojae, 1026 nucleotides long. RefSeq lists its product as hypothetical. The transcript is spliced from 4 exons. The record is from RefSeq and is a predicted model, not a curated record. The coding region runs from base 1 to 1026 and encodes 341 amino acids. Lineage: Eukaryota; Oomycota; Peronosporomycetes; Peronosporales; Peronosporaceae.
AUGGAGCGCUCCGCCCUAGCGUUCGCGGAGCUGGCGGGCGGGGCUGUCACCAGUUGCGGCGGCGGCGGUGCACCAGCUGCCGGGUUUCGCUGCUGCUGCUCUCAAGAUGCCAGCGACAUGACGCGGACGCUGGGGCACAGCACAUGGGGCCUUGACACUUGUGGCUCUGUAGCGGGCCAUCCGGCGACACGAUUCCCCAACGGAGCAGAGCAGAGCAGGAGAAAAGCUGACUCGACGGGCGCUCAGCUGCUGUUGGCCUGCACGGAGGCAAGUGUGGCUCUCGCGGCUCGAGGCCGCGCCUUCGGGUUGAACGUCGAGCAGUUUGCCUGUCACUGGGUCGGUCUCCUCCACGCCGGUCUCGAUCUUGAUCUCUCGAUCCCCCGCUCGCCCGUCAUACACAGCUUAUUCACGCACAACCGGUCGGUCGGCGGUGCUGCGCUAGUGCUGCGCUCUUGCUCUUGCUCUGGAAAGGCCCAGGGCCCUCCCGCGCGAGUGGAGGUGGGCGAGGUGGCAACGCCCCGAUCGAUCACAGGCGUGUCCAUCCCCGCCCGCCGGCGUCGUGACGAUUGCUUGACGGUCGCGACGGACGCAGACCUCGGUCGGCGCAGUGCCAACUUGGCAUCUUUGUCGACGCAUCGACUCUUGCAUUGCAUAGCGUUGUAUUGUAUUGCGCUGCACUGCAUUGCGCUGGGCGGGCGCGUGCGUCCUCGUGGCGGAAAUGGUCGCGGAGGACGAGCGGAUCGGCGCGGCAUGGUGUCGUCGCACGAGCAACUUCAAGAUGGGGGCAUACAAACCGCCAUACGUUUUCCACUACGGAUAAAGAGCAGUUCGGCCUGUCAGAAAGGUGUCGUUCACCGAGAUGACAAAAAGGUCUGCGACUUGGUAGUGCAGUCUCUAUCGUGGGGUCGAAUCCAGGUGGCAACAUGCUCAAGCUUUGUGUGGCAAUUCGAUCAAACUUUGUGGAUGUCUCUGAACAAGCUUCUACCUAGAGAAAGCUGCGUCAAUGAGGUUGGAUCAAGCAAUUAG